Molecule: messenger RNA, 1305 nt
Organism: Hydatigera taeniaeformis
Lineage: Eukaryota; Metazoa; Platyhelminthes; Cestoda; Cyclophyllidea; Taeniidae
Source: the annotation of a GenBank genome assembly
AUGUCAUCCAGAAUGCAUAAUACGCGAACCGGAAUAUCGGAUAUGGUGAGAACAGCACAGGAGGGAGAAAUAAAGAGGGCUGCAACUCUUAAAAUGUCUGCCGAGGCUAGGCUUUUGCGUCACCAAGAGUUGGAGCGUAUUCGAAAGCAAGAGGAGGAGGAGUAUACGGAUGAUUCAAACCAUGCUCGAACCUCCUCAUCACGGUACAGCAGCCGCCAUUCGUCGAUUGAGCCUACCUACACCUCCGGCACCUAUGGCAAUGACCCACGGGAGUUGAAACGUCUUCUUUUGCAGUUGGAUGAGAAGUACAAGGACGUUCUCGUGAUCAACGCGCAGCUGGAUUGUGAAAAGCAGUUUCUUACCUAUUCCGUAGACUUGCUGAAAGAUAAACUGGAGGACGCCACCGAGUCUAACCAGUAUAACCAAAAAUGCGCUGCAGAUAGGAAAAAGGAGUUGGCCUAUCAACGAAUGCAGUUGGCGGAGCUGAACCAUCAGCUAGAGAUAGCGCGACAACAGAUAGCAAUCCGUGAUGAGCUCAUCACAGAGCGCGGUCUGGUGCUAGUGAACGUGGAUGGCAGUGAGAGUAGCGCCGGGAUAGCCAACGGGGACACUGGGCAGUCUCUUCUCAAUGGAGCUACUGGUUGCGAGUCCUCUCACUCCUCCGCCACCCUUCAACCGUCGUCCCAUGCCCUUCCCUCCUCAAAUGCUGCUCCUCUUGCCGCCUCUUCUUCCUCCUCCUCCUCCUCCUCCUACACCAUCCUUUCGAAGUCCAAUGCAGAGGCACUAAAAUCCAUCUGCGGAUCUGAUAUCGAUUCGAAAAUAGCAACACUGUUAGAGGAGCGGGCGAAGGACAAGGAGCGCAUCGAGACGUUGAAGUUGCACCUGGCGGAGGAGCGUGAGCGGAUCGAACUCGUGCAGAAAUUGGAUACCCGCGCCAAGGGUGGCGAUCCAGAGAACUUGCGGCAAGCAGUUCAAGCUGCUCGAUCUCAAGCCCAGGAGUACAAGUUUCGAUUGGAACAAGCAAACCAGAAAAUCACCGGGUUAGAGGGUGACAUCAUACGACUGGAAGGUCAGGUGAAGCGUUUCAAGACUAUUGCAGAAAACGCCGAGAUGCAGGAGGAUCAAUUGAAGCAGGAAAGGCGCAAAAUUCAUCGUGAGCUUCGUGAGGCCCUCUCAACAAUUGACGACCUCAAGUCAGAAAACUCCACUCUCCAGCGGAAAAUCGACAAACUCUCCCGCGGCCCACCGGGAGUCCCAAGUGGUUCUAGCCUCCGAUACUACCGUGGCUCCUCGCAGGCUCGGUAG